AUGGGGUGUUGUGUCUCAACAAGCGAUAGAAGCAAUGGCGAAGCGGGGUCUUCGUCUUGUUUAGAAUUGGGACUGUGUUGUCAGAAGAAAGACAGGAAAGCAUUCUCUGAUCAUGUUGUUUCUCUGCAUAAGUUGUCAUCCUUACCGAACAGAAUAUUCGCGAAUGGAAAGAGCCGGUCUUCUUGUAUAUUUACGCAGCAGGGGCGUAAGGGUAUUAAUCAGGAUGCCAUGAUUGUAUGGGAAGAUUUUAGGUCAGAAGAUGUGAUCUUCUGUGGUGUAUUUGACGGCCACGGUCCACACGGUCACCUUGUCGCGCGCAGAGUUAGGGAUUCCUUACCGGUAAAACUGCUUUCGUUUUUGCAUUCUUCUGAAUUCGGUAAAGCUUGUUUCAAGAGGGAUAUAAAGGCUGAAAGUGGAGAGGCUGAGAAUGAUUUCUCUGCUGAGGAUGAGAUGAAUGCUAUGUGGAGAGAAGCUUUCAUGAAGGCAUAUAAAGCUAUGGACAAAGAGCUGAAGUCUCAUGCAAAUUUGGACUGUUUCUGUAGUGGAAGCACAGCUGUGAGUGUAGUGAAACAAGGAUCAAAUUUGUUCAUGGGAAAUAUUGGUGAUUCGAGAGCGAUCAUGGGAUCUAAGGAUAGCAAUGACUUGAUGGUGGCGAUUCAGCUGACAGUUGAUUUAAAACCUGAUUUGCCAAGAGAAGAGGAAAGAAUUAAAAGUUGCAAGGGUAGAGUAUUUGCAUUGCAAGAUGAACCAGAAGUUCCUAGGGUAUGGUUGCCUUUUGAUAAUGCACCUGGAUUAGCAAUGGCUAGAGCAUUUGGAGAUUUUUGUUUGAAGGAGUACGGUGUGAUUUCUGUUCCGGAAUUUACGCACCGGCUUCUCACUGAUAAAGACCAGUUCAUUGUUCUUGCCUCGGACGGGGUAUGGGAUGUUUUGAGCAAUGAAGAGGUGGUGGAUAUAGUAUCAUCUGCACCAAGUCGAACAUCGGCGGCAAGGGUUCUGGUGGAAUCCGCAGCACGAGAGUGGAAACUUAAAUAUCCAACUUCGAAAAUGGAUGACUGUGCUGUUGUGUGCCUAUUUUUGGAUGGAAAAAUGGACUUAGAAGAAUCAGAUGGUGAUGAACAAUGCUAUUCUUCGGCAACAAUCCAGAGCAACAAUCAUUCAGGUAAUCAAGUUGAGUCGGACGACGGUAAAAAAUCCGAGCCUUCUUUGCGAAGAAACUUCACUGUGAGAGCAUCAGAAGAAAACAAGACGUUUGGAGUAGGAAGAGGAGGAGAAUCUGUUGAUGUCGAAGAUGGAACAUCAGCAGCAGCAGAAGAUCAAAACUGGUUAGGUCUAGAGGGUGUCACCCGAGUAAACUCACUCGUACAACUUCCUAGAUUUUCUGAAGAAAAACCUAACUCUUGA
Molecule: messenger RNA, 1401 nt
Organism: Lathyrus sativus (Indian pea)
Lineage: Eukaryota; Viridiplantae; Streptophyta; Magnoliopsida; Fabales; Fabaceae
Source: the annotation of a GenBank genome assembly